Messenger RNA from Octopus bimaculoides (California two-spot octopus), 1587 nucleotides. RefSeq names its product shell matrix protein. The record is from RefSeq and is a predicted model, not a curated record. NCBI's taxonomy places the organism in Eukaryota, Metazoa, Mollusca, Cephalopoda, Octopoda, Octopodidae.
UUACUUCUUUAGCCGAAUUUCAUCCUUUAUUUCCCCACCUCGCUCUCUCUCGUUACUCUCUCUCUCUUGAAAACACUUACGAAAAAUACUAAAACAUUAGAAAAACUAAAGAAGAAUGCGCUCGUAUGAAGUUAUGAGACGAGAAACCUUGAGAACAUCCGGGUUGCGAACAAGAGUAUAAUGUCCUUGAUAAGUUGUGAUUAUUGUCUUGCUGUGCUGUAUUUAAGGAAGCCGGUGACAGCGAGUGGAUAUCACAUCGGUCACAAUAAGACGACUGCUUCACAAAUAUUAUCAUCUGAUAUUUGAUUGGAGAAGAAAUUAUCCAUAUUUGGACUUUAACAACUGUGUCUUCAUAUAAAUAGAUUUCAAAUCAGUAUUCAUUACAACAUGAAGUUCAGUUUUAUGAUAGUUUUCGUUACCUUACUCUCUUCUUCCUGCUUUGCACAACAAAAUACUGUAACUGCUUUUGAAGAACAUUCUACUGUGGAAAACGCAACUGAAAAAAGUUGCCCAUUUCUACCAAAUCCACACAACAUAUACAGUUACAUAGAAAUGACUGUUGAUAGAAAUUACACACGGAAUUGUGCACCAGGAACCAUUUACAGUAAAGAUCAUUGUCUAUGUAUUACUGACACAAAUGCCACCAGAAGACAUGAAGAUCAACGCCGAUGCAACCCUUCUCUGCUUCUUAAUUUCGAAAACGAUCUCUUCGAUAAAUCUAGUAAUAAUUUACCACUUUACUCUGCCAAAGUCACACUUUCCAAUAAUGGUACAGCUCUCUUCUCCCCCAAUAGUCGAAUGACUAUUUGGCGUUUUUCCAAUGUUGCGUUUCGUCAAGGUCUCUACAUUACAUUAUCCAUCUUGAGUACAGCUCAAACUUCUGAUCGACAAAUUAUCUUUACAAAUGAUGGAAGCUCAAAUCUGGAUGGCCCGUCUAUUUCUGCUGCAAUUGAGGGAGAGAAAUAUGUCUUUCAGCUUGUAACCAGCGCAAGACAAGAAACAAUAACGAUAGAUAAGGAACCCGGUUUUAACAAUGUAACUCUAAUGUAUAACAGCCGGGAAUUUCGUGUUUCUUGCAACAAUGCGACUGUAUCACGCAAACUUACAGGAGUUAUCCAUAAAAAAAUCACUGCUCUAACUAUAGGAGGAUUCAAUGGGAAAUCAUUUACGGGCGAACUUGGGGAUUUUGAACUGUUCACAUGCAUUCCGGAGAACGCCCAGUAAUAAUAUAACGGUUAGAAGGACAGUAAAGGAUAACACCAGACCGGUGAAACAGACGCAAUUAUAACUUUUUUUUGCCAGAUUAAUAACAGCAAUAAUACUACCAUAUCCAAUUUUGUAGCAGCAAAUAUAAUACUGUAAAAUAGCAUUCUAACAAAAGAAACGAUGACUGUAACUAGUUUAAGUAUAGACAAUUUUAAGAAUGUAAUUAUUUUAAAAGAAGCAAUGAUAUUAUUAUAACCAUUUUAACAGAGGAACUCAAAAAUUGUAUGUAACUAGUUUAACUAAGGUGUAAUAAUGUUUUGAAUAAAGUAGAAUUAAUAACUAUGUGAAUCUUAUUAAAUAAAAUAAAAAAUCACUGCAUCA